CUAUUUUAUUUUGUGACACAUCAGCUGAAACUGAAUAUAAAAUUUAUAACAUAACCUCAUUUGUUGGAUGUCCAAAAGUUUGUAAAAGAUGUGGGCAGAUACUCUUUUAAUAGUAUUUAUUUCUAUAUGCACGGCAUUCUUAGGUGAAGGUUUAACAUGGGUGAUGGUAUACCGCACCGAAAAAUAUCAAAAAUUAAAGACGGAAGUUGAAAAGCAAAGUAAAAAAUUAGAAAAACGAAAAGAAAUUCAUGGAGAUUCGUUAGAUAAACAGCAUAAGAAGAAAAUAGAACGUGAAGAAGAAAGGCUUAAAAAUAAUAAUAGAGAUUUAUCUUUUGUGAAAAUGAAAUCAAUGUUUGCAAUAGGUUUUGCGUUUACAGCUCUAUUAAGCAUGUUUAAUAGCAUAUUUGAUGGAAGAGUAGUGGCUAGAUUACCUUUCUUACCCCUGACAUGGAUUCAAGGAUUGAGUCACAGAAAUCUUCCUGGAGAAGAUUACUAUGAUUGUUCAUUUAUCUUCCUUUAUAUUUUAUGCACCAUGUCUAUCAGACAGAAUAUUCAAAAGCUGCUUGGAUUUGCACCUUCUAGAGCAGCUUCCAAACAAGGCAACAGCCUAUUUGGCCCUACUCCAGGACAAUUUAAAUAGGAUAUGUGGUAAUUGUUUACUGUCUCCAUUACUGAGGAAAAAUGAAUAUUUUUUACCACAAUGCCUUAUUACUUACAAAUUCUUCUAGUAUAUUUUUAUCCAUUCCAGGACAUUUGAUAUUAUCUUUGAAACCAAGGUAUGACGUUUCUUGAAGGAAUUGGUUUAUUUGAUCAUUAUAAAUAUAUAACUAUUAUAAAUAGUGAAUAUGCUUGGUAUAUUUCUUGAUUUUAGUCAAGUGUGUGGUGCCUGAUAACCUUUAUUAUAUUUGCAUUUUGAUGGUCUAUGACA
Diabrotica balteata is the source of this 928-nucleotide messenger RNA. Lineage: Eukaryota; Metazoa; Arthropoda; Insecta; Coleoptera; Chrysomelidae. The record is from the annotation of a GenBank genome assembly.